GUCCUCGUGCCAUGUGACCGGGGACGGUUACAAAGCGCCCCCCCACUCCACCCCACCCCCGCACCCUUUCCCACACCCCCCCCCCGCCGUCGCCGCCACCACCACCCCCCCAGCCUCGCGCGGCCGGUGUUUGUGCUGAGUCACGGCGCGGCGCUGCCUGGUGCCGCGAGGAGCCCGGUAGCCGCAGCUGCACCAGGCUUCCCCAUGGGGACGGAGAGCGCCCGCGCGCUGCUGGAGCAGGCGGCCACCCUCACUCUGCAGACCGGCAACCUCCUCAGCUGGGGCUGCCUGCGCAAGAAGUGCCCGGCCACCCCCGGCGAGGAGGUGCGGGACUGCAUUCAGAAAACACUGACUGAAUGGAGCUCAAAGAUUGGACAAGACCUAAAUCAGGAAAUACCAGAAGUUCUGGAAUGUACUGUCGCUCAAGCUAUCGAAAAAAUAAAUCCUGAAGAAAGAGAUGAAUUGAAAGUAUCGGCAAAACUUUUCAUCGUUGGAUCAAACUCUUCAUCGAUCAGAGAUGCAGUUGACCUGGCAUGCUCUGCCCUUGGAGUUCCUCAGUUAGACUCAGUCAUUAUUGCCCCACCUCCCAUUGAAGAUGGAACUAGCCUCUCCUUGGAGUAUUUGCAACCUUAUUGGCAAGAACUUGAAAAUCUAGUUCAAAACAAAAAGAUUGUUGCCAUAGGUACCUCUGACCUAGAUAAAACAUUGUUAGAGCAGCUGUACCUGUGGGCACAGGUGAAACCAAGUAGUAAUCAGGUGAACCUAGCUUCCUGUUGUGUGAUGCCACCUGAUCUCACAGCAUUUGCAAAACAGUUUGACAUACAGCUGUUAACUCACAAUGACCCGAAAGAAUUACUUUGUGAAGCAAGUUUCCAAGAAGUUCUUCAGGAAAGCAUCCAGAACACGAAAGCACAUGAGUGGAUUCCUUUAUGGCUUCUCCGGUAUUCAGUCAUUGUUAAAAGCAGAGGAAUUAUCAAGUCCAAAGGCUAUAUCAUUCAAGCUAAAAGAAAUGCCUCUUAAAACACUUUUUUUUUUUUUCUUUAAUGGCUUACUGAUUUAAUUUCUUGGGGAUGGGGGAACAUGGCUUUUUUUCAUGGAAACACAUCUACAGCAUUUGUAACAAAGACCAAAAGUUGUAAUUAUUGAGUGUGAUGUCAGCAGCAUUGUCUGCAGUGUUCUAACACUACUUCUCUUCCUUAACAUAUUGACCAGUUCAUUUAAAAUAGUAAAUAUUUUGCAUUUGUUUUUAAUUGAAAUUAUCUCUGGAGAAACAGUUUAAAAUAUUUUUAUUUUUAUGACCAGCUCACUGUAAAAUUAUCAUUGUAUUUUAGCUGCCAUUAGGUAGUAGAGAGAAACAUAUAUUUUUUAAAAAAUUAUUUUCUCUUAAAUAAUAGUUACUUAUCUGGUAGGUACAUAGAUUUCAAACAUUCAAGGACUAGUUUUUGCAGAAAACUGUCAUCUUCUAUGAAAAAUUACCCCAAAAAAUUAAACUGGUAUCUUGUUACUUGGUAUGUAUAUAUAGGCAAGUCAGCUGUUUAAUUUGUGUGUAUGGGAAAAUUGGAUUAUUUUUAAUAUAGUGUAAAAGACCUCUGAUUUAGGGAAAAAUACAUCUUCCAAAUUACUUUUGGACUGUUACUUGAAUUCCUUCUGGCUUCUUUGUGCCUCAAUAUGCAUUGUUUAGUGUUUGCACAGGCACAUUUUUACUCUUUGAAAUAGAAAAUGUAUUCUUGUGUGAAUGUUUAAGAUAAGAAUUGAAAACAAGUGAUUAAAAAAUGUGUUGAUCAGAUAUUGAAUUGUGCCUGUCUUCUCAACUGUGGCUUGGUUUUUUGAUACUUGUGAACUACGCAAUCAGAAUCAGCCAAGUCAGAACAGAUAGUAAGUGUUGAAGCUGUUCGCUGUAGGGUUGUGUAAAAUGGAUGACUUCCUUGGAGUUGCCUAGGAGACUUCGUUGUUUGAGUGCCAUUCAGAAAUGAUGCAAGCAAGGGUUAGCUUGAAGUUAGGUAUCUUUCUAUUUGGCAGUAGCUUAGCACACUGGCUUUUGAGUCCUAGAGAAAUUGCUGCAGCUAAGGCAAGGCGUCUGGUUUAGUGUAGUCUUUCUAUCAAAAAGGCCUUUUCAUUUUCUUGGCCUUUAACUGAGAAUAGAUAGCAAAAGCUUGACAUGUAGUUUAGCAGGAACUUUAUACUGAGUGUCUAAAUUACUCAUUUUCCUUUUGAUUUCAGGCAGGAUCAGGACUUCAUACUAGUAUUACUCUUAGUUGUACAUAUUUAGAGACUUGGACUGUAAGGAAAUGAAUUUCCACCAGCAUCUUUCAAAUUCUGUCAUAUAGGCAGCUAAGUGGAAUUUGAAUGCCUGUAGGUUGUGUCUAGCAUGUAAUCCAUUCCACUAAGUUUAAAGAUGAAAAACUUUCAAGAUACCUUUUGAGUCCUCAACUACCUUGUCUGUAGGUGGCAAAUACUGGGAAAUGCACCUGGACUUUUUCAGUUAUUUUGAUAAAUGAGAUGGGGAACUGGAACUAGUAAUGCAUCAAUAAAAGUUGGAUUUUUUUCCUUCUAA
This is a messenger RNA of Tyto alba (common barn owl), 2554 nucleotides long. It is a transcript of the gene GCLM, whose product is annotated as glutamate-cysteine ligase modifier subunit. Bases 205 to 1020 code for a protein of 271 amino acids. The transcript is spliced from 7 exons. The record is from RefSeq and is a predicted model, not a curated record. Lineage: Eukaryota; Metazoa; Chordata; Aves; Strigiformes; Tytonidae. Gene Ontology annotation, molecular function: glutamate-cysteine ligase catalytic subunit binding; enzyme regulator activity. Gene Ontology annotation, biological process: glutathione biosynthetic process. Gene Ontology annotation, cellular component: glutamate-cysteine ligase complex.